Ilex paraguariensis (yerba mate) is the source of this 294-nucleotide messenger RNA. NCBI's taxonomy places the organism in Eukaryota, Viridiplantae, Streptophyta, Magnoliopsida, Aquifoliales, Aquifoliaceae. The record is from the annotation of a GenBank genome assembly.
AUGGGAAAAAGGCUGCCUUUUGGCUGGGCUACGUCUACAACUGCAAGUACAAAUCUCCCUUCGACCCAUCCAGUCCGUCUUGGCCUUGCUCUGAAUUUCUCUAUUUUCUACUACAAGAUUAUGAAUUCUCCUAAGAGGGCAUGCCAUUUGGCUAAACAAGCUUUUGACGAGGCAAUUGCAGAGUUGGACACCUUGAAUGAGGAUUUAUACAAGGACAACACCUUGAUUAUGCAGCUGUUGAGAGGCAACCUCACUUGGACCUCUGAUUUGCCUGAAGAUGGAGGUAUUUUAUAA